AUGCCGGAGGAGCGUGGUGGGGAUGCUAUGGAAUGUGGGCAGCCGCCUGCGCCCUGGCUGCGACACGUGACGCUCCGGCGCCAUCCCCGCCUGGGCUUCGGCUUCGUGGCCGGCAGCGAGCGCCCGGUGCUGGUUCGCUCCGUGGCCGCAGGCGGUCCCUCUGAGGAUAAACUCCUGCCAGGAGACCAGAUCUUGGCCAUCAACGAUGAGGACGUGAGCGAAGCCCCCAGAGAGAGAUUCAUCGAGCUUGUCAGGAAAGCCGAGGACUUCGUCAUCCUCACGGUCCUGCACACGCACCAGUCUCCCAAAUCUGCUUUCAUCAGUGCAGCCAAGAAGGCGAAGCUCAGGUCCAACCCGGCCAAGGUGCGCUUCUCCGAGCAGGUGACGGUCGGCGAGACGGAGCCAGUAAGUGCUGCCCUGCCUCCAUCCAUCAUUCACCUCCUCCAGGGCUCCCCUCCCUCGUUUGGGCUCUGUGGGAAGGAGUGGGGCCUCGAGCCAUUCCUGCCCCCCUCGCUGCUGCAGCUCAUCAAGGAGAAGAGCCUCCGGAAAGCCCUCUCACAGCAGCUCAAAGCUCACCAGAACCAGCCUGGCAGCACCAAGGUCUCCACAGCCCAGGCCAAGCUGCAGUACCUGAGGAUCCUGAACGAGCUGCCCACCUUCGCUGGGGUCCUCUUCAACACAGUGGGACUGGAUGAGAAGCAGCCAGCCACCACGCUGCUGGUGGGACCCCGGCACGGCAUCAGCCACGUCAUCGACCUGAAGACCAACCUGACCACAGUGCUGUCAGAGUUCAGCAAGGUCAGCAAGAUCCAGCUCUUCAGGGAGAACCAGGGGGUGGCUCGGGUGGAGACAAGCAUCCUGGAUGCCAAGCCGCUGGUGCUGCUGAUGGAGUGGCCUGAAGCCACCAACUUCGCCUGCCUGAUCGCAGGCUACUGCCGCCUGCUGGUGGAUUCCAAGAGGAUGAUCUUCUCCAGGGCCCCCAGCCAGCCACCCCCACCUCAGAUUAUCAAGGCAGAUCACGUCGCGGCACACGCCGCCCCUCGGGCUGCAGCGGCGGGGAGGAAGGCCGGCGAGCCGCUGGGUGGCUGCGGCAGCAGCGCCGGAGCAGCCGGGGCCGCGGGCGCCCGCGCGUCGGACUCGGAGCUCGUCGGCUUUUGCUACCUGCACAUGCGUGAGCAGAGGAAGGAGAGAGACGGCGGGACGGACAUCAACGGAAACCUCGUGUUGCUGGAGGAGACUCGGCCCAGGACCAAAUCCGACCCCACUUCCAAAAGCUCCGGCCAAGGCUACGACGGGGCGGCCGCGGAGGCGCCGGAUGGGCUGGAGAGAGCCGGGCAGGCGAGCAGGGCCCGGGCUCACACCAUAGACACCCACCCGCGGAGCGACGGCCCCCAGCUCUACUGCGAGUCCUGCCAGGCCAAGAUCAAGAGCCGGCUGGCCCCGGGCAAGGGCAGCAAGGCCGGGGGCGCCCGGGACAACAUGGUGGACUUGAUGUCGCUUCCCCCUCCCGGCAGCGACGAGGAAGAAGACGAGACGACGGCGCUGCUCCCCGCCAUCGCCGCCCCUCCGCCCGGCUUCCGCGACAACAGCUCGGACGAGGACGACCCGAAGCGCCGGGCGGCCGCCCAGAGCCAGGAGCAGGGCCGGCACCUCUGCGGCCUCCUCUACGACGAGCUGCCCGUCACGCUGAUUGACGCCGUGCAGCCGCGCACCGUGCGCGACCAUGCCCAGGAGCUGGACGAGGCCCUGGUGUCCACGCUGCAGGCGCUGGAAGCUCUGGCUGCCUCGGAGGACUGUGUGCAUCCCCCAGCCCAGCAGACAGCAGGUCUGAUUGUCCUGGCUGCCAUCACUCCUGAGUCAUCCUUGGAUUCUGGCCAUGAAACCAACUCUUCAGAGCUAACUGAUGUCUCAGAGAUGGUGUCUGCCAUGAAGCAGCAUCAGAACGCAGCCUAUUUCCUCGCUCAACACAUCAACAAAGAAAACCUCCUGGCCAGGAAGGACUUGCCUUUCCGAAUCCAAAGCUGUGCUGCCCAGGCUGUUCUCACCUCACCCUACCCCCUCAGCCGUCAGGAGCAGAGCCCUUCCUUGAAGCCAGCUUUCUCUCACCAAAGCCCCAACCUUACCAAGUGCAAGAGCAAAGAGGAGGAGCAGGAUGCUGAGCAGAGUUGCACCUCGGCUGUCCAGCCAGUGCUGACUCCCCAGCAUAAUGAGCAGAAGAGGAGAGCUCCAGUGCCAGGCUCCGAAUGCAAAGGUGCAGACCACACAAAAGCUGCCUUGGAGGUAUCUCCACAAGCCACAGCAGCCCCGAGCAGGGAGCAGACACAGGAUCUACAAGAUAAGAUGCCCAAAGAGGUCCAGCCGAGCUCCAAGCUCCUCCUGGAUCAAAAGAGUGGUGUAACUCCAGCCAUCAUUUCAGCUGCUCUGCAGCAAGUGGCAAACACAAAAGGCUCGACUCCUCAAGUGGCAGCAGCCUCGAAAGAGGACAAGAACGUGAAUGGUAGCAGCAGCUGUGCAUCAGCCAGCAGCAAGCCCUUGAAACCCAAAGGAGGUCCACAAACUGCAGAGACGUUCUGCAACUGUCAGCAGCAGCAGCAACUAUCUCCACAACAGCACUGUGAAGUUUCUCCAAGCCCUAAAGAAGCCCCUGGCAGUAAGGCUGAAGCUCUCCACCUCGCCUCAGCAGGUGAGGAAGUGAUGGCCAGUAAGGCUUUCGCCUCUAAAAUCUACCAGCAAAAAGUGAGCAGAGAUGCUGCAGGGAAAGCUGCAGGUGGAGAGCCAGGCCAGAAGGCAGGUGGGGAAGCCACGAGCCUCGUCUUUCAAAAACACACAGCUCCUUCAAACCAAGGACAGAAAAUGCAACAGGAAAGUUCAGCCAAAAGCUUGAAAGGUGAGAGCAGCAACCCGCGCUCGCCAUCACCCCGUAGCGCCUUCAGGCCCAGCAGCGAGGACCCCAAAGGGCCGGUCCAGCUGGUGCCCAGGUGUGAGAGCCUGCAGGUCAGCACUGUGCCUUCCAAAAAGGUAGAAAAAGUCCUGGAGGUGACCCAACAAGAUGCCGAGGUGCCAGCUAAACCUAAAGCUCCAAAAGCUCCCUUCAGGUUGAGGAACCUGUUCUCUGCAACGUUUCCCACGCGGCUCAAGAGGGAGACGGAUGAGCGGCAGGCCCAGCUGCAGAAGGUGAAGCAGUACGAGCUGGAAUUCCUUGAAGAGCUGCUCAAGCCAAAGAGCAAAGGUGACCUCCCGCCACAGGAGUACCUGCAGCCUCCUGCCCCCGGGCGCUGCAGCUGCCAGCUGAGGAGCAGUCCCGUGCAGAAGGUGCCGGGGAUGUCCAGGGAGCAGCGGCGCAGCUGCGACUGCAAGAGGCUCUGCAGGGGGGUGAGGCCACCUCCUCAUCAGCUGCUGCUGCCGGAGCUGGAGAGGCGAGGCAGGGAUAAAGCCGCCCACGAGCAGAAUCGGGUGGAAGCCGUUGGCUUGACAAGCGUGAGCAGCCCUUCCAAAGGCAAGAGGAUACGAUCCACAAGUUUAGAGUCCAGAGACUACCGGUCAGAUCCGGAGAACAGCGUGUCCUGUUUGGCCACGUGCGCUUCCCAGGGGGAGUGUGCGGGUGCUCCGCACUACAGGAAGCUCUUGCGUCGCUACAGCGUGAGUGAAAUCGAUCAGACUGACAGGACAUCCCUGUCCUCUGACAUCUACCAGAAUGUCUACACACCGCAGCAGAAAGGCCCCCAGAAAGAGCCUGAGCCCAGCAUCCUUUGUCCCGUUCUGAAGAGCAAAAUGCAGGAAGCCUCUGGGAUGGCUGACCCCUCCUAUGUCCAGAUAACACAGGAGAAGAAGAACCAGAAGGGUUCAGCGGUGUUCUCUGUCCAGGAGGAGAGGUACCCGAGUCCCGCUGAGCUGCGGGAUGAAGAUGUGGAGGAUGAGAAGUGCUGCUCCAUCCGCUACUGCUUCUACUACAGGAAAUGUGACGUGGCAGAUGACGGGAGCGAGAAGGACGAGCUGUCCUAUUCCAUCCCCAUGCAGAUACUCCCAGGAAUGAAGCUGGACAAUCAGAUGGUCCCAGUCAUGAGCAGGACUCUUCAGGUCCUAGAUGCGACGUCCUGCAGCAGCCCCAAUGGCAGUGAGACGCAGGAAAUAGAUUUAAGGACCUCCAGUUUUGAGGGGAGCUUGGCAAAGAUCAACACCCUUCGAGGCCACGCCUACAGCUUUCCCAACGGCUUCCUGCAAGUGCAGCUGGACACCAACGAGCUCCUGACCAUCCUGAGGCAGUGUGUGGUGAGCCCUGACGCCCGGGACUGCCAGCCCUACGUCUCCCAGCUGGCUGAGUACAAGCAAGAGCUCGCCCUCAAGUUCAAGGAGUUCCGGGCUUCAUGCCGCCGCGUGGCAGCCGUCGACAAGAGCCCCAGCCACAUGCUCUCUGCCAUCACGAGCAGCUUCCAGGUGCUGAGCAGCCUCAUCGAGACGUUUGUGAGGCUGGUGUACGUCGUGCGCUCCGAGUCCCAGCGCCACGAGCUGCUGGCGAAGGUGGAGGAAGUGGUGAGAAACUACACGUUCCUCCUGAAGGCUGCGGAGGAGUCCACGGCCAGAACGCUGAGCCACCAGCAGACGGUGGAGCAGCUUGCCCAGCAGUCAGCCACGGUUGCCACCGUCAUGAGCACGCUCACGCGCUCCCUGAAGACGUUGAUCAAUAAGUAA
Molecule: messenger RNA, 4689 nt
Organism: Colius striatus (speckled mousebird)
Lineage: Eukaryota; Metazoa; Chordata; Aves; Coliiformes; Coliidae
Gene: FRMPD3
Product: FERM and PDZ domain containing 3
Exons: 10
Coding region: 1-4689 (1562 amino acids)
Cellular component (GO): cytoskeleton
Molecular function (GO): protein binding
Source: RefSeq, a predicted model, not a curated record